Molecule: messenger RNA, 4770 nt
Organism: Paramuricea clavata
Lineage: Eukaryota; Metazoa; Cnidaria; Anthozoa; Malacalcyonacea; Plexauridae
Source: the annotation of a GenBank genome assembly
UGGAUUGUUGGGAUGGACCAGACAACCAACCUGUCAUCUAUCACGGCAAGACAAUUACGUCGAAAAUAAAGUUUCUGGAUGUCAUUAAAGCAAUCAAAGAGAAUGCUUUUGUAGCUAGCAAGUGAGUUGGUCUUCAUUGACGUUCACUGGAUAAGAGUUGGCAAGCGAGAGUUUGCAUGAGAGUUUUCUCAAACUCUCAUUCUCAUUUGACUACUUUGUUCGAAGCCUCUUCAAAACGAUCCAGUUAAUACUCGAUUGUAGUGGUGCCGUUGUAUUGCUCCCUGGCUCUAGAAAGCUUGCUUACACGAAAGGGCAUUCAUGUCUUUAAAUUAUGCAAUUAUGUAUGUAUUUUUUAAACAAAUGGCCUCAAAAUUUGGUUUUGAAAUGUUUUGUUGUUUGUAGGUAUCCACUAAUUCUCUCCAUCGAAAACCACUGCAGUAUUCCCCAGCAAAGAGUGAUGGCACAAAACUUUUGCGAUAUUUUUGGAGGUGAGCUUGACCUCGGUCUCGAUAAUUCUUUAUACCACAAUCUUGGCAUUAUCCAUUAAUUGCUUAUUAUAUAUUUUCUCUUGUAUAAUAUUUUAGAUUAUCUCCUGACAUCUCCACUAGACCUAAUGGAGACUAGCUUGCCCUCGCCGGAAGACUUAGUGUAUAAAAUUAUUAUAAAGGUAAAAUGGCUUUACUAUAUAGGCUAUAGAGCCUUAGAGGUUUUUUACUAUAUAUAGACAAAUUUUAAAACUAGGCAAGGAGAUGCAAAUAAAUCACCAUAUGUAGCUAGAAAGAGCAUGCUAAUAUGAGUAGAAUUGCAAAGUUUGAUUGCAAAAUGUUGUAAAAUGCAGAAAAUAUAGCCUUGCAAAGUUUGCAAAUUUUGUAUACUUUUGUAUUGCGUGCGGAAAUCGCUACCAUUUUCGGCCCAAAUGUGGUAGUAAUUUCCGCAAGGCUAUAUUUUCCGCAUUUUACAACAUUUCGCAACCAAACUUUGCAAUUUUACUAAUUUCAGUAUGCUCUUUCCGGGAAUGUACUUUUUUUUUAGAAGAUAAAAAAGUCUAUAAUGGGAAUUGUCUAUUACGAGAUGAGGCUAUACUGUGCCUGUGGACUUCAGAAUAUAUGCCCCGCUUACAAUGGCUGUUCUGUUUUUUCUUUAGUAUAAAAAACUUGCCGCUGCCCCUAAUGACAAAGGUAUGAUGGAUUAUUUGGAAAGAUAAAUUACUGUAUACGAGAUUUCGUUCAGUUUCAUUUGCAAAAUGAAGUUCUUUUCAAAGAUUAUUUCACACGAAAUAUCUAUUUCUGCAACCUUGCAACCCAGUGUCCAGAGACAUGUUGUGCAAAACGUAUAUUCACAGUACAAUUGAGAACUUGACCCGAAUUUUACUUCGCCAACCACCGAAUGGAAACUAUCAGAAAAAUGAAAAGCAGUCGUUCUUAUAGAACUUCUGUGGAUGUGAAUAUCGUUUUUGAUUUCCACCGCGAGGAGGUUGUGUUUUCAUUCGUCUGUUUGUCUGUCUGUCUGUUUGUCUGCACGAUAACUUACCGUCUCAUCAGGACUGCCAAUUAGCCUCUCUCACGAAGGCCAAAAUCCGCCAUUUUGGGGGCACUGUCUGCCCGCGUAAAAGAUUCUAGACAAUUCAAACAACGUGAAAAGCGGCCGUUAGAAAAGCUAAUUCCGUGGCCUUUCCAUGGCUGUCGUUUCUUAUGCGUUUCUCAUCUGUUUCUAAAAUUGUGGUUUGUGACUUUGCCAUGAUGCAGCGAGGAACCGCGGUGGAGGCAGUAACCAGACCACGGAUUAUUUGUUUUGACCCAGUCCUCUAUCUGCAUCCUUUUGACAUUUUUGAAGAAAUUGUAAAUGUAUUUGUAACUGCAGGUACAGACGAUGUUCUUAGUGAAACUUGCAUGGACGGAAUUCUCUAUUUGGAAGAUGAAUAUGACAAGGUUUGGUGUAUUUAAAGUUAAGUUGUUUAUGCCCAUAUCCCCAGUAAUAUAACUUCAAUGGUAUACAAAUAAUGAAUGUUUAUGAGUGCAAUGGUAAGAAUAUUUUGAUGAGGUGAAAGAUGGAAUGUUCCAUUCAAGGAGGCGACAGCCGAGUUGAAUGGAACAUUCCAUCUUUCACCUCAUGAAAAUAUUCUUACCAUAUUGCACGAAUAAACAUUCAUUAUUUGUUUUAUAUAAUACCAAAAUAGACUAAUAGAUUCGUAUGAGAAGCAUUUUGACGGAUGCGAUUUAUCGAAAACACAAAGAGUGCAAUGGAAUAAAACGUAUUCCAUUGCACUCUUGGGAAAUGGAAUUUUCUAUUCAAUAUCACGUGACCAUAAACAGCCAAUUAAACGAUCAGAAUUCAAUAAGGUAUUAUAUCUACUCUAAGAGUACUAAUACUAUAAUAAUAGUAGAAAUUAUAUUUCUCUUCCUGGUAGCAAAAUCCAAAGAUAAAAAUUUUCUGUAUACGUCGAAUACAAAACUUUCUGCAUAUGUAACAGUAGCGAACUACAACUAGUCUACCCAGCCUUGGAAGAUAUUUUGUUAAAAAAGUUCCUGGCAGCCGUGCUGCUAGGACAUUUUCCAGCACUGGAUAGAGCUGUGACACUACAACAUGUUUCAACUUCUCAGAUAUGGAGACCGCAUUUCUUCGUGCUCAGCAACAACAGACUGGACUGGACGGCGGAACAAACAGAUUCUGAGGAUAAAGAAGACGAUGAAGAUCAAUCUGAAGAAGAGCAAUCUGAAGACGAAGAGGUAAAACGUACAGGCCAUGAUAUAGCCAGAUUUACAAUACGAAAUUAGUUUUCUGAAGUGCACUCUUCCUGUGAAUUAGACUUGCCCCAAGUGGCUUCAUUCUUGAUAGGAAUGUAUCCAGUUUGUUAAUCGAUCAAAAUUUUGUUGAAACUGACCUCAAAACAGACUGGAUAGAGGAUAUGAAAACUGAAGCCAAUCCGAGAGAGACUUGAAAUCUUGGAGGAACUUGUAAACAAGUUGUGAUUGACAACCUUGUAACAACUUGAUAAAAUGACGACAUUGUUGCAACUUGUUGACAAGCUUGCUAUAAGCCUGCUGCGAACACAUCUUGUUGACAAGUUGUGAGAUUUUUGCGUGUGUAGUUGUCGUAAUUUCGUAAAUUGGAUGUAUGAAAGGUAGGAGUGCAAUUAAGUUUUUCAUAUAUAAUGAAGAACAGUGGGAUUUUCAAAACAAUGAAAAGACAUGUACAAGCAAUCUGGAAAUGUUCUGGAAACCGAGGCUGAUGUUCAGUUGACUGUUAACUCUAUUUUUCUUUUCGUUGUAGUCGCCAAACGAAGAGCUUCACUUUUCUGAACCGUAAGUUGUUUUCCCCCUACAAAGCGUAGGUAUCACGAAUUUAAGACAUGAUUAUUUUUCUAGAUAUUUACAGUAAACUGUAAAACAUGGAUUGAAUAUUUCUUUCCGUUUUCUAGUUGGUUUCACCGUGGGAUAGACGGAGUGGCGGCAACAAAACUACUCCAACAUUACAACAAAGGAAAUGGUUCAUUUCUUGUGCGAGAGUCGUCUAGAGCUGGAGGUUAUAGUAUCUCAUUCUGGUGAGUAAACGUUCAAUAAUUAUCCUCAGGCAGGGGUUGAAAUGGGCGAGCGCCAGGUCGCCAAAUUCGACAGCAUUUUUCAUCUGGCGACCAGAUGUUUGCCUAAGGUAGCUCUCGGUGCGACUGAUAAAGUAUUUCACUCUGCCUCAUUAAAAUUAAAAUUGAAUUGAUAAAUCAUUCUAUCCACGGAUCAAGUAAACAUUUAAUCGAUAAAUAAAGUGAUUUAUUAGUAUCAAUAACUCGAUCAGUCGAUCCUUGGUGGAUUACUGUAUUUUUAAAGUAUCAACGAGUAUUUCUAUUUUCCCAGGCGCAAUGGUGUAGCACAACAUUGUCGCAUCAAGACGAAACAAGUUGAAGGAGAAACAACAUUUUCACUUGGCGAGAACGACAGUUUCGUAAACCUGUACAGUCUGGUGGACUUUUAUAAAUUACAUCCUCUGAGAACGCCGCAGUUUGAAAUCACUUUGACUGAAGCCAUUUCCCAGGUUUGUUGAAAAGAAUACUCAAGGUCAAUUUAUACUUCGAAGAGUUAGAAUCCCGUAACUGGUGUAGUGUCCUGUUUCACUACAGGAGGAAAUCCAAUGAGAUCAGUGAGGAAACCUAAACUAAACAAACCUUUUCUUCUGGACAUCUUUAUCAGUCUAAGUGUUCUUCGUUCAGACCCAGUAAGGCCCAUACCUUAUUAGUCUAGCGUUACUUGAAGGGGGAACCUAAACUAAACUAACUUUAUUUGUACUGGAUAGCUAUAUCAUUGUUCCAUGUAGAGGUCUAGUAAGGGCCUUAUUUGUCCAAUGACAUCUUAGGCAAAAAGUUAGGUAAAAAGUAAGAGUUCCAGGAGCAAAAGGUGGUCAUAUGAUGGCAAUCUAAAUCAUCCCCUCCCCCUCCAAUAUUUCGCGUGUCCGAAAGGCACAUACAAUAUAAAUUGUCCCAUGCAGAUAUACUUACAUGAGAUGUAUUUUCUAUUUUCAGCCAAACGCCCAUUUGGACAAAGAGUAAGUUAAACUAGGGAUAUUCUCGUUGUGUAAAAUGGACUACAAAACAAUGGGCAAUUGCUAAGAGGUAAUUGGCUUAACUUUAAAUAUUUUAGGUGGUUUCACGUGUCACUGACCCGCGAUGUGGCUGAGAAUAUGUUGAUGCGGGCACCUCAUGAUGGCUCAUUUCUCGUUCGAAAGAAAGAAACUACUGAGAAGAACCAGGAGGCAUUUGCCAUCUCGUUUAAGUAUGUAUAA